AUGGGGCUAAGAGUUGCCAGCCUUUUUAUACUAUGGCUGGCUCUUUGCUAUGCAACUGAAAUAAGAAAAGGAAGGACAAGAAACCAUGGUCACUAUGUCUGCAGCACUUGGGGAAACAACCACUUCAAAACUUUUGAUGGAGACAUCUAUCAAUUUCCUGGCAUUUGCGAGUACAAUUUUGUUUCUGACUGCCAAGAGUCUUACAAGGAGUUCUCUGUCCACAUUCAGCGUGCUCUGAACAGUAAUAACCACCCUGAGAUCCAGUAUAUUCUAUUAACAAUCAAGGACUUCACAGUGUACCUCAGACCAAAAGUGGCUGUGGUGGAUGGGCGAAUUGUGAAGACACCUUACUACAGCUCUGGUGUGCUCAUAGAGAGCAAUAACAUUUACACCAAGGUUUAUGCCAAAUUAGGAUUGGUUCUGAUAUGGAAUCAGGAAGAUGCACUGAUGGUGGAGCUGGACAACAAAUUUAAUAACUAUACAUGUGGUCUUUGUGGGGAUUACAAUGGAGUUCCAAUCUACAAUGAAUUUAUCAAUGGAAUUGCAAGCUAUAAUUCAAUUACAUAUGGGAAUUUACAGAAGAUUGUCAAACCCACUGCCAAAUGUGAGGAUCCUGAUGAAACUCAGGCUCUUCCAAGCUGUAAUGAGCAUCGUGAUGAGUGUGAGAACUUGCUGACUUCCUCUGCAUUUGCUGAUUGUUGGUUACGUCUCAAUUUGGAAAUGUACAUUCAAGCCUGCAUGCAGGACAAGUGUGCCUGUAAUGGAAGUGAGGACUCCUUCUGCCUCUGCAGCACCAUCUCUGAGUAUUCUCGUCAGUGUUCACAUGCAGGUGGCCGGCCGGGUGAAUGGAGGACACAGGACUUUUGCCCCAAGACUUGUCCUGAUACCAUGAUCUAUAAAGAAAGCAGCUCACCCUGCAUGGAUACUUGCUCGCACUUGGAAGUCAGCAGCCUUUGUGAAGAACACUACAUGGAUGGUUGCUUCUGCCCUGAAGGAACUGUGUACGAUGAUAUUACUGAGAAAGGUUGCAUACCUGCUAGUCAGUGCUACUGCAAACUCCAUGGAGAGCAGUAUUCACCUGGAGCAAACAUUACCAAUGAGUGUGAAGAAUGCACCUGUGAUUCAGGGAGAUGGACAUGCAAAGAUUUACCCUGUCCAGGCACAUGUUCAGUAGAAGGUGGUUCCCAUAUUACCACCUUUGAUGGGAAAAAAUACACCUUCCAUGGAGACUGUUACUACAUGUUGGCCAAGGGUACUGCAAAUGACAGUCAUGCUCUCCUGGCAGAACUGGCUCCCUGUGGCUCAACAGACAGACAGACCUGUUUAAAGACUGUUGUGCUGUUAGCAGAUAACAAAAAAAAUGUGGUGGUUUUCAGAUCAGAUGGCAGUGUGUUACUGAACGAGAUGACAGUGAAUGUGCCUCAUGUGUCAGCCAGCUUCUCAGUAUUCAAGCCAUCGUCCUAUUACCUUAUUGUACAAACAUCUUUUGGGCUUCAGCUGCAGAUCCAGUUGUUUCCAGUCAUGCAACUGUUUGCCACUGUGGAUCAAUCAGUUCAAGGAAAACUUCAAGGUCUUUGCGGAAACUUUAAUGGAAUGGAAGGUGAUGACUUCAGAACAACUAGUGGGCUUGUAGAAGCUACAGGAUCUGCCUUUGCUAACUCAUGGAAAGCUCAGUCCACCUGUACAGACCAAGAAGAAAAUCUCGAAGACCCCUGCAGCCUCAGCUUUGAAAGUGCAAAUUAUGCUGAGCACUGGUGUUCUUUGCUCAAGAAUUCAGAGGGUCCUUUUGCAAGAUGUCACUCAGCCAUUGAUCCUUCAGAAUACUAUAAGAAAUGUAAAUAUGACACCUGCCUCUGUGAAGACAGUGAAAAAUGCUUGUGUGCUGCCCUGUCCUCUUACUCAAAAGCCUGUGCUUUCAAAGGGAUCAUACUGGGAGACUGGAGACAAAGUGUCUGCACUACUGAAGAGUCUACCUGCUCAGGAAAUCAAAUCUUCCUUUACAAUCUUACAUUGUGCCAGCAAACCUGUCGUUCCCUUGCUGAUGGUGAAAAGCAUUGCUUGCAAGAUUCUGCCCCAGUGGAUGGCUGUGCUUGCCCAUAUAAUACAUAUUUGGAUGACCAGGAUACCUGUGUGCCUAUCUCCAAAUGCCCGUGUUAUUAUAAGGGAUCAUACCUGCAACCAGGAGAAUAUGUCACAAAAGAUGGAGAACGUUGUGUUUGCCGAAAUGCAAAAGUCCAGUGUACUUCAGUGUCAGUAACAAUAAAAAAUGCAACAGAUUGUUCUCCUAAUAAGAUAUACUUUGACUGCAACACAUCUCCACAGUGGACUUCGCAAACCCCUGUACAACUCAGCUGUCAUACUCCUCGAACUGAUCAUUUCCAGGCAGUGUGUUCCUCAGGCUGUGUGUGUCCUGAAGGUCUAUUUGAUGAUGGAAGAGGGGGCUGUGUUGAAGAGAAGGACUGCCCAUGCAUUCAUAACAACCAGUGGUAUUCUUCAGGAGAGGAUUUAACAGUAGACUGCAACACCUGUACAUGCCAAAAAGGUAUUUGGAGCUGCACUGAAAAUGUGUGCUAUGGGACUUGUAUGAUAUAUGGAAGUGGCCAUUUUAUCACCUUUGAUGGAAAAUUCUAUGACUUUGAUGGAAGUUGUGAAUAUGUUGCUACUCAGGAUUUUUGUGGCGACAAGAAUUCCAGCGGCUCAUUCAGUAUCAUCACAGAGAAUGUCCCUUGUGGAACUACAGGAGUCACCUGCUCAAAGGCUAUUAAAGUCUUUCUAGGGAAAACUGAACUGAAAUUGGAGGACAAAGAUUACAAAGAAGUUCAGAGAGAUAUUGGUGAUGAUGUGCAUUACUGGAACAGGACAGUAGGCCUUUACCUUGUUAUUGAGGCUAGCAACGGUGUGAUGCUUAUCUGGGAUAAGAAGACUACUGUUUUCAUCAAACUGACCCCUGAUUACAAAGGAAAACUGUGUGGUCUGUGCGGCAACUUUGAUGACAAGGCUAAUAAUGACUUUACAACAAGGGAUGGGCUGCUGGAGACUAGUGCUCUGAAGUUUGGGAAUUCUUGGAAACAUACUUCUACGUGCCCAGAUGUCACAGAAGAGAUUAAGCCCUGUGAUCUGAACCCACAUCGAAAGUCCUGGGCAGAGAAAGAGUGCAGCAUCAUCCUGAGUGAUGUCUUUAAAAUUUGUCGCUCCAAGGUAGACCCAAAUCCUUUCUAUGAUGCUUGUGUUCAUGAUGCCUGUUCUUGUGACACUGGUGGAGAUUGUGAGUGCUUCUGUUCUGCAGUUGCUGCAUAUGCUCAAGAAUGUAGCAAGGCUCAGGCCUGUGUUUUCUGGAGAACGCCUGAUAUAUGCCCAAUAUUUUGUGACUACUACAAUCCUCGUGAUGAAUGUGAGUGGCACUAUGAGCCUUGUGGCAGUAAUAUCAUGACAUGCAGGAUGAUCAAUAAUGUUGCCACCAACUUUUCAGUACCAUAUCUGGAAGGUUGCUACCCCAGAUGCCCUGAGAACAAGCCUGUUUAUAAUGAAGAGACAAAGGAAUGUGUGCGUGAAGAUCAGUGUGGGUGUUAUGUCAAUGGAACUCAUUAUAUCCCUGGGCAAGAAAUACCCACAGAAGAGAACUGUACAAAAUGUGUCUGUACCCCCUCAGGAUCUAUCCAGUGUGCUCCACUCAAAGGUUGUCCUUGUGUCAUCAAUGGAACCAGUUAUGAAGUGAAUUCAGUUGUUGCACAAAUACAGAAUGGCAGCAUAUGUAUAACAUACAUUUGUGCAGAGAAUGGUUCUAUAGUUGUUAAGGACACUUAUCCUUGUCCGACAUCUAGUUCACCUACAAUCAUUUCAACCUCCAGUCCUACCAGUACUCUUACCACCACAGUUACUACUACAAGACCUCCAGUAACUACAACUCCAUGCUUUGGAUUAAUCUGUAAUUGGAGUCAGUGGUUUGAUGUUAGUAAACCUGAAGAAGAUGGUGGUGACUAUGAAACCUACGAUGAAAUAAAAAAACAUGGAAAUGAAAUAUGUGAAGCUCCUGAACAAAUUCAGUGCAGAGCUAAAGAUAAUCCCCAUGUGAGCUUAGAGGAACUUGGCCAGAAAGUAGAGUGCAAUGUUACAUAUGGACUAAUCUGUAAAAAUGAGGAUCAAGAUGCAACUGGGUGGCAACUUUGCUAUAAUUAUGAAAUCAGGGUAAACUGUUGUGAGUGGAGUGAAAUUUCUUGUGAGACUCCAAGUACAAUGAGUCCAACACCAACUGCAACUUCAACCACCACCAGCACAACAGUAUCCAGCACCACUACAUCCAGGCAGCCAACAGUAAUUACCACCACGCCUAUACCCACCCCAACCAUCACAAGUGAAUUCACACCAUCCAUCACCACCCCAUCCACUCCAUAUAUAUCAACAACUGCACCAACGCCAUCAAACAGCACCACUCCUAGCAGCACCAGUACCACCACCACGCCUAGAAGUACCACCAGCAGCACCAUUCCCAGCAGCACUAGCAGCAUUCCUAGCAGCACUAGCACCACCAGUAGUAUUCCUAGCAGCACCACCAGCACCAUUCCCACCACCACGACCAGCACCAUUCCCACCAGCACCACCACCAGCACCACUCACAGCACCACCAGAAAUCCGUGUAAGUGCAUUUGGACGGACUGGAUUGAUGUGAGUUACCCAGAUGGUUCUGACAGAAACAGUGGUGACUAUGAAACCUUUGAGAACAUUCAGAAGGUCAACUCCUCCUGGGUGUGUGUGAAAGCUGAGAAUAUUUCAUGCAGAGCGCAGAAGUUCCCUGACACUCCCAUUGCAGAUUUAGGGCAGAAGGUGGAAUGCAAUGUUAACACAGGGCUCAUCUGUAACAACAAAGAUCAGGUCAUAGGAGGUAUAAUACCCAUGCCAGUCUGCCUCAACUAUGAGAUCAGUGUGUGCUGCGUUCCCAACAUACCAGAAUGUGUUACCACGACUACCAAAACAUGGACCACCACUGCCACAGCAACGCCAUCAGCUCCUCUCAGUACCACCAGCACCACCCAUCUCAGCACCACUCCCAGCACCACUGUUAGCGUCACCACCAGUACAGUAACCUCCAGCAGCAGCACCCGCAGCACCCCAGGGACGACGAUGACUCUUCCUGGCACACCAACAACCACUCCAAGUACUCAAAGCACGUUCCCUGCACCAAUAAGAACCGAAACACAGCCACCUCAGCCUACAGAUCACAUAAAAUACCCUACCACUACUGUCAGCACCACAAUCUCAGGAUCAUCCUCUCCACAGCCUAGUACCGGCACCACGUUGUCACAACCACCCUCCAUAUCAACAACCACAGAGAUCAUCACCACCUCUGGAGUCACUGAGACAGGACUGACCAGCAAAACCACCUCUGCAGGCCCCACACCCUCAGGAACACCUCCUCACAGUACCACCACCACAACAGAAACUUCCAGCCACCAGACCAGUACCACUGGGCCUGGAACUCCUCCAGUGGGAUCCUCUACCACUCCUCUUAGCACCACGACCUCGGGACCAUCCUCUCCCCAUCCGAGUACCGGCACCACGUUGUCACAACCACCCUCCAUAUCAACAACCACAGAGAUCAUCACCACCUCUGGAGUCACUGAAACAGGAGUGACCAGCAAAACCACUUCUGCAGGCCCCACACCCUCAGGAACACCUCCCCACAGUACCACCACCACAACAGAAACCUCCAGCCACCAGACCAGUACCACUGGGCCUGGAACUCCUCCAGUGGGAUCCUCUACCACUCCUCUUAGCACCACGACCUCGGGACCAUCCUCUCCCCAUCCCAGUACCGGCACCACGUUGUCACAACCACCCUCCCUGUCAACAACCACAGAGAUUAUCACCACCUCUGGAGUCACGGAGACAGGAGUGACCAGCAAAACCACCUCUGCAGGCCCCACACCCUCAGGAACACCUCCCCACAGUACCACCAGCACAACAGAAACCUCCAGUCACCAGACCAGGACCACUGGGCCUUGGACUCCUCCAGUGGGAUCCUCUACCACUCCUCUUAGCACCACGACCUCGGGACCAUCCUCUCCCCAUCCUAGUACCGGCACCACGUUGUCACAACCACCUUCCCUGUCAACAACCACAGAGAUUAUCACCACCUCUGGAGUCACUGAGACAGGAGUGACCAGCAAAACCACCUCUGCAGGCCCCACAUCUUCAGGAACACCACCACACAGUACCACCACCACAACAGAAACCUCCAGCCACCAAACCAGGACCACUGGGCCUGGGACUCCUCCAGUGGGAUCCUCUACCACUCUUGUUAGCACCACAACCUCGGGACCAUCCUCUCAACAGCCUAGUACCGGCACCACGUUGUCACAACCACCCUCCAUAUCAACAACCACAGAGAUCAUCACCACCUCUGGAGUCACGGUGACAGGAGUGACCAGCAAAACCACCUCUGCAGGCCCCACACCCUCAGGAACACCUCCUCACAGUACCACAAGCACAACAGAAACUUCCAGCCACCAGACCAGUACCACUGGGCCUGGAACUCCUCCAGUGGGAUCCUCUACCACUCUUUCUAGUACCACAACCUCGGGACCAUCCUCUCCACAGCCUAGUACCGGCACCACGUUGUCACAACCACCCUCCAUAUCAACAACCACAGAGAUCAUCACCACCUCUGGAGUCACAGAGACAGGAGUGACCAGCAAAACCACCUCUGCAGGCCCCACACCCUCAGGAACACCUCCCCACAGUACCACCACCACGACAGAAACCUCCAGUCACCAAACCAGCACCACUGGGCCUGGAACUCCUCCAGUGGGAUCCUCUACCACUCUUUCUAGUACCACAACCUCGGGACCAUCCUCUCCACAGCCUAGUACCGGCACCACGUUGUCACAACCACCCUCCAUAUCAACAACCACAGAGAUCAUCACCACCUCUGGAGUCACGGUGACAGGAGUGACCAGCAAAACCACCUCUGCAGGCCCCACACCCUCAGGAACACCUCCCCACAGUACCACAAGCACAACAGAAACUUCCAGCCACCAGACCAGUACCACUGGGCCUUGGACUCCUCCAGUGGGAUCCUCUACCACUCUUGUUAGCACCACAACCUCAGGACCAUCCUCUCCACAGCCUAGUACCGGCACCACGUUGUCACAACCACCCUCCAUAUCAACAACCACAGAGAUCAUCACCACCUCUGGAGUCACGGAGACAGGAGUGACCAGCAAAACCACCUCUGCAGGCCCCACACCCUCAGGAACACCUCCUCACAGUACCACCAGCACAACAGAAUCUUCCAGUCACCAGACCAGUACCACUGGGCCUGGAACUCAUCCAGUGGGAUCCUCUACCACUCUUGUUAGUACCACAACCCAGGGACCAUCCUCUCCACAGCCUAGUACCGGCACCACGUUGUCACAACCACCCUCCAUAUCAACAACCACAGAGAUCAUCACCACCUCUGGAGUCACAGAGACAGGAGUGACCAGCAAAACCACCUCUGCAGGCCCCACACCCUCAGGAACACCUCCCCACAGUACCACCAGCACAACAGAAACCUCCAGUCACCAGACCAGUACCACUGGGCCUGGAACUCCUCCAGUGGGAUCCUCUACCACUCUUUCUAGUACCACAACCUCGGGACCAUCCUCUCCACAGCCUAGUACCGGCACCACGUUGUCACAGCCACCCUCCAUAUCAACAACCACAGAGAUCAUCACCACCUCUGGAGUCACGGUGACAGGAGUGACCAGCAAAACCACCUCUGCAGGCCCCACACCCUCAGGAACACCUCCCCACAGUACCACAAGCAAAACAGAAACUUCCAGCCACCAGACCAGUACCACUGGGCCUGGAACUCCUCCAGUGGGAUCCUCUACCACUCCUCUUAGCACCACAACCUCAGGACCAUCCUCUCCACAGCCUAGUACCGGCACCACGUUGUCACAACCACCCUCCAUAUCAACAACCACAGAGAUCAUCACCACCUCUGGAGUCACGGAGACAGGAGUGACCAGCAAAACCACCUCUGCAGGCCCCACACCCUCAGGAACACCUCCCCACAGUACCACCACCACAACAGAAACCUCCAGUCACCAGACCAGUACCACUGGGCCUGGAACUCCUCCAGUGGGAUCCUCUACCACUCUUUCUAGCACCACGACCUCGGGACCAUCCUCUCCACAGCCUAGUACCGGCACCACGUUGUCACAACCACCCUCCAUAUCAACAACCACAGAGAUCAUCACCACCUCUGGAGUCACAGAGACAGGAGUGACCAGCAAAACCACCUCUGCAGGCCCCACACCCUCAGGAACACCUCCUCACAGUACCACCAGCACAACAGAAUCUUCCAGUCACCAGACCAGUACCACUGGGCCUGCAACUCCUCCAGUGGGAUCCUCUACCACUCUUGUUAGUACCACAACCCAGGGACCAUCCUCUCCACAGCCUAGUACCGGCACCACAUUGUCACAACCACCCUCCAUAUCAACAACCACAGAGAUUAUCACCACCUCUGGAGUCACAGAGACAGGAGUGACCAGCAAAACCACCUCUGCAGGCCCCACACCCUCAGGAACACCUCCCCACAGUACCACCACCACAACAGAAACCUCCAGUCACCAGACCAGUACCACUGGGCCUGGAACUCCUCCAGUGGGAUCCUCUACCACUCUUUCUAGUACCACAACCUCGGGACCAUCCUCUCCACAGCCUAGUACCGGCACCACGUUGUCACAGCCACCCUCCAUAUCAACAACCACAGAGAUCAUCACCACCUCUGGAGUCACGGUGACAGGAGUGACCAGCAAAACCACCUCUGCAGGCCCCACACCCUCAGGAACACCUCCCCACAGUACCACAAGCACAACAGAAACUUCCAGCCACCAGACCAGUACCACUGGGCCUUGGACUCCUCCAGCGGGAUCCUCUACCACUCCUGUUAGCACCACGAGCUUAGGACCAUCCUCUCAACAGCCCAGUACCGGCACCACGUUGUCACAACCACCCUCCAUAUCAACAACCACAGAGAUCAUCACCACCUCUGGAGUCACAGAGACAGGAGUGACCAGCAAAACCACCUCUGCAGGUCCCACACCCUCAGGAACACCUCCCCACAGUACCACCACCACAACAGAAACCUCCAGCCACCAGACCAGUACCACUGGGCCUGGAACUCCUCCAGUGGGAUCCUCUACCACUCUUUCUAGUACCACGACCUCAGGACUAUCCUCUCCACAGCCUAGUACCGGCACCACAUUGUCACAACCACCCUCCAUAUCAACAACCACAGAGAUCAUCACCACCUCUGGAGUCACUGAGACAGGACUGACCAGCAAAACCACCUCUGCAGGCCCCACACCCUCAGGAACACCUCCCCACAGUACCACCACAACAACAGAAACUUCCAGCCACCAGACCAGUACCACUGGGCCUGGAACUCCUCCAGUAGGAUCCUCUACCACUCCUCUUAGCACCACAACCUCAGGACCAUCCUCUCCACAGCCUAGUACCGGCACCACGUUGUCACAACCACCCUCCAUAUCAACAACCACAGAGAUCAUCACCACCUCUGGAGUCACGGAGACAGGAGUGACCAGCAAAACCACCUCUGCAGGCCCCACACCCUCAGGAACACCUCCCCACAGUACCACCACCACAACAGAAACCUCCAGUCACCAGACCAGUACCACUGGGCCUGGAACUCCUCCAGUGGGAUCCUCUACCACUCUUUCUAGCACCACGACCUCGGGACCAUCCUCUCCACAGCCUAGUACCGGCACCACGUUGUCACAACCACCCUCCAUAUCAACAACCACAGAGAUCAUCACCACCUCUGGAGUCACAGAGACAGGAGUGACCAGCAAAACCACCUCUGCAGGCCCCACACCCUCAGGAACACCUCCUCACAGUACCACCAGCACAACAGAAUCUUCCAGUCACCAGACCAGUACCACUGGGCCUGCAACUCCUCCAGUGGGAUCCUCUACCACUCUUUCUAGUACCACAACCCAGGGACCAUCCUCUCCACAGCCUAGUACCGGCACCACAUUGUCACAACCACCCUCCAUAUCAACAACCACAGAGAUUAUCACCACCUCUGGAGUCACAGAGACAGGAGUGACCAGCAAAACCACCUCUGCAGGCCCCACACCCUCAGGAACACCUCCCCACAGUACCACCAGCACAACAGAAACCUCCAGUCACCAGACCAGUACCACUGGGCCUGGAACUCAUCCAGUGGGAUCCUCUACCACUCUUUCUAGUACCACAACCUCGGGACCAUCCUCUCCACAGCCUAGUACCGGCACCACGUUGUCACAGCCACCCUCCAUAUCAACAACCACAGAGAUCAUCACCACCUCUGGAGUCACGGUGACAGGAGUGACCAGCAAAACCACCUCUGCAGGGCCCACACCCUCAGGAACACCUCCCCACAGUACCACCACCACAACAGAAACUUCCAGCCACCAGACCAGUACCACUGGGCCUUGGACUCCUCCAGUGGGAUCCUCUACCACUCUUGUUAGCACCACAACCUCAGGACCAUCCUCUCCACAGCCUAGUACCGGCACCACGUUGUCACAACCACCCUCCAUAUCAACAACCACAGAGAUCAUCACCACCUCUGGAGUCACGGAGACAGGAGUGACCAGCAAAACCACCUCUGCAGGCCCCACACCCUCAGGAACACCUCCCCACAGUACCACCAGCACAACAGAAACUUCCAGCCACCAGACCAGUACCACUGGGCCUGGAACUCCUCCAGUGGGAUCCUCUACCACUCCUCUUAGCACCACAACCUCAGGACCAUCCUCUCCACAGCCUAGUACCGGCACCACGUUGUCACAACCACCCUCCAUAUCAACAACCACAGAGAUCAUCACCACCUCUGGAGUCACGGAGACAGGAGUGACCAGCAAAACCACCUCUGCAGGCCCCACACCCUCAGGAACACCUCCCCACAGUACCACCAGCACAACAGAAACCUCCAGUCACCAGACCAGUACCACUGGGCCUGGAACUCCUCCAGUGGGAUCCUCUACCACUCUUGUUAGCACCACGACCUCGGGACCAUCCUCUCCACAGCCUAGUACCGGCACCACGUUGUCACAACCACCCUCCAUAUCAACAGCCACAGAGAUCAUCACCACCUCUGGAGUCACAGAGACAGGAGUGACCAGCAAAACCACCUCUGCAGGCCCCACACCCUCAGGAACACCUCCUCACAGUACCACCAGCACAACAGAAUCUUCCAGUCACCAGACCAGUACCACUGGGCCUUGGACUCCUCCAGUGGGAUCCUCUACCACUCUUGUUAGUACCACAACCCAGGGACCAUCCUCUCCACAGCCUAGUACCGGCACCACAUUGUCACAACCACCCUCCAUAUCAACAACCACAGAGAUUAUCACCACCUCUGGAGUCACAGAGACAGGAGUGACCAGCAAAACCACCUCUGCAGGCCCCACACCCUCAGGAACACCUCCCCACAGUACCACCAGCACAACAGAAACCUCCAGUCACCAGACCAGUACCACUGGGCCUGGAACUCAUCCAGUGGGAUCCUCUACCACUCUUUCUAGUACCACAACCUCGGGACCAUCCUCUCCACAGCCUAGUACCGGCACCACGUUGUCACAGCCACCCUCCAUAUCAACAACCACAGAGAUCAUCACCACCUCUGGAGUCACGGUGACAGGAGUGACCAGCAAAACCACCUCUGCAGGCCCCACACCCUCAGGAACACCUCCCCACAGUACCACCAGCACAACAGAAACUUCCAGCCACCAGACCAGUACCACUGGGCCUUGGACUCCUCCAGUGGGAUCCUCUACCACUCUUGUUAGCACCACAACCUCAGGACCAUCCUCUCCACAGCCUAGUACCGGCACCACGUUGUCACAACCACCCUCCAUAUCAACAACCACAGAGAUCAUCACCACCUCUGGAGUCACGGAGACAGGAGUGACCAGCAAAACCACCUCUGCAGGCCCCACACCCUCAGGAACACCUCCCCACAGUACCACCACCACAACAGAAACCUCCAGCCACCAGACCAGUACCACUGGGCCUGGAACUCCUCCAGUGGGAUCCUCUACAACUCUUUCUAGUACCACGACCUCAGGACCAUCUUCUCCACAGCCUAGUACCGGCACCACGUUGUCACAACCACCCUCCAUAUCAACAACCACAGAGAUCAUCACCACCUCUGGAGUCACAGAGACAGGAGUGACCAGCAAAACCACCUCUGCAGGCCCCACACCCUCAGGAACACCUCCCCACAGUACCACAACCAGAACAGAAACUUCCAGCCACCAGACCAGUACCACUGGGCCUUGGACUCCUCCAGUGGGAUCCUCUACCACUCUUGUUAGCACCACAACCUCAGGACCAUCCUCUCCACAGCCUAGUACUGGCACCACAUUGUCACAACCACCCUCCAUAUCAACAACCACAGAGAUUAUCACCACCUCUGGAGUCACGGAGACAGGAGUGACCAGCAAAACCACCUCUGCAGGCCCCACACCCUCAGGAACACCUCCCCACAGUACCACAACCAGAACAGAAACUUCCAGCCACCAGACCAGUACCACUGGGCCUUGGACUCCUCCAGUGGGAUCCUCUACCACUCCCGUUAGCACCACGAGCUCAGGAUCAUCCUCUGAACAGCCUAAUACCGGCACCACGUUGUCACAACCACCCUCCGUAUCAACAACUCCUGUUAUAAUCACCACCUCUGGUACAACUCCAACAAAAUCUUUUACCACCACUUCUGAGACAACUUCUAGUAGUUUUUCCAUAAACACUGUAACUACUACCACUACUCCAUCUGAAUUUGUCAUCUCUGGCUCAACGAGUACUUCUGGGACAAUUUCAACUUCAAGUGCAGUCACCAUUUCAGGAAGUUCUACGUACAGUACAGUUACUCCAUUCAGUUCUUCAAGUUCAACUACAAGUCCACCGCUAACCACUCUUCGGAAAAAUUGUACUAUUUCACCAAAUGAAACUUAUGUAACAGGUGAGUCAUGGUGGCUCUGUAACUGCACUAAGGCAAUAUGUAUAGAAGACAAUAUAGUCCAGGUGGUUCCCAUCAUCUGUAAUCCACCUCCUAAACCUUCAUGUUCCAAUGGGCUUUCUCCCGUCCCAGUCAUUGAUGAAGAUGGAUGCUGUUGGCACUGGGAGUGUGAUUGUUACUGCACUGGCUGGGGAGACCCACAUUACAUGACCUUUGAUGGACUGUACUACAGCUAUCAAGGGAAUUGUACAUAUGUCCUCGUGGAAGAAAUUAAUAAGCAAGUUGACAACUUUGGUGUCUACAUCGAUAAUUACCACUGUGAUACACGGGAUGUAGUCUCCUGUCCUCGAACGCUCAUUGUGAGACACGAGACUCAGGAAGUACGCUUAGCAGUAGCCAAGCCAAAUACUCUACAAGUAAAGGUGACAGUAAACAAACAGGCAGUGGCUUUGCCUUACAAGAAAUUUGGUGUGAGCAUCUAUGAGUCAGGCAUAAAUAGCGUAGUGGAAAUUCCUGAACUAAAAAUGAAUGUGACCUACAAUGGCUUGGCCUUUUCUAUCAGAAUGCCCUACAGUCUGUUUGGCAACAACACUCACGGACAGUGUGGUACUUGCAAUAACAACACAGCAGAUGACUGUAUGUUGCCAAAUGGAAACAUUGCAGAAAACUGUGAAACCAUGGCAGAUCACUGGCAAGUUGUUGAUCCUUCCAAACCACAGUGCUCUCCUGGCCUGGUCCCUACAAAAGCACCUAGCACAACUCCAGUACAGCCGUGCAAAGAAUCUUCCAUCUGUGAGCUUCUUUUUGGAAGUGUGUUUGAGCCUUGCCACGCAGUUGUCCAACCUGACAAGUACUAUGCAGCCUGCGUUUUUGAUAGCUGUGUACUUCCCAACUUAGACCUGGAAUGCUCAAGUCUGCAGGUCUACGCUGCCACCUGUGCUGAUCAAAAUGUGUGCAUUGACUGGAGAAGUCAUACCAAUGGUGUUUGCUGUAAGUAUUCUCAUCAGUGUCCCUCAAAUAAAGAAUAUAGAGCAUGUGGUCCUAUUAAAGAAAUAACCUGCAAAACAAGUCAACAAAAUGAAACUUCAACUAAACAAGUGGAAGGCUGUUUCUGUCCUAAUGGAACAAUGCUGUAUGACUCUGGUGUGGAUGUCUGUGUGAAAACCUGUGGCUGUGUUGGAGUGGAUAGGAUACCAAGAGAGUUUGGGGAAAAGUUUACAGUAGACUGUCAGGACUGUAUUUGCCUGGAAGGUGGAAGUGGCAUUGUAUGUAAACCUCAUGAAUGUGCCAAACAAAAUAAAACCAGUUGUGAUGGAGAAGGCUUCUAUGAGGUCACUGUAGUCAAUUCUGAAGACUCCUGCUGCCCCAUUGUCACCUGCAAAUGCAAUACAAGCUUCUGCACAGCUAAAGCCCCCAAGUGUUCUCUGGGAUUUGAAGUUUAUUCUUAUAUUCCUAGUGGUCAGUGCUGUCCUGUGUACGAGUGUGUUCCCAAGAGGGUUUGUGUACAUCAGAAUGCUGAGUUCUUGCCUAAUUCCUCAGUCUUUGUUGAUAAGUGUCAUAAUUGCUUCUGCACUAAUGAAGUUAAUGUCAGCACUCAACUGAAUAUCAUCUCGUGCGAACAUAUUCCAUGCAACACAUAUUGUGAACCAGGAUAUGAACUUCAGUCAGUGGAAGGUGAAUGUUGUGGAAAAUGUGUGCAGACUAAAUGUGUUAUUCAUACAGCAGAUAAGUCUGAACUCAUCCUCAGUCCUGGAGAGUUUAAAAAUGAUCCUUAUGACAACUGCACCAUUUAUAGCUGUGUAAAUAUCCACAACCAGUUUAUCUCUUCCACAUCUGAGAUCACUUGCCCAGCAUUCAAUGAAGACAGCUGCAAACCUGGAACUAUUGCAUUCUUACCAAAUGGUUGUUGCAAAACCUGUGCACCUCUGGAUAGUUCUACACCAUGUUCUGUCCGUCAAAGAGAAGAUUUUAUUGUCCAUAAGGGCUGCCGUUCUGUGAACAGAGUUGUCAUGACUGAAUGUGAAGGAACAUGUGGAACUUUCUCAGUAUACUCUGCUGAGGCCAACUCUAUGGACCACAGCUGUUCCUGCUGCAGGGAAUCAAGCACUACUAUGAAGGAAGUGGAACUGAUAUGCCCCACUGGGGAUUCAAUUUCCUAUAAGUAUAUAUAUGUGGAAAGCUGCAGCUGCAAAGACACUGAAUGCAGUGACUCACAAUCCAGUGAGUCACAGAGUACAGAGGAAAAUGAUGAGGAGAGCACCCUGGAUCGCAUCAAGAGGGCCAUCAGCUUAACAGCAAAAUGA
This is a messenger RNA of Colius striatus (speckled mousebird), 15315 nucleotides long. RefSeq names its product mucin 2, oligomeric mucus/gel-forming (gene MUC2). Gene Ontology annotation, molecular function: protein binding. The record is from RefSeq and is a predicted model, not a curated record. Bases 1 to 15315 code for a protein of 5104 amino acids. Gene Ontology annotation, cellular component: extracellular matrix. The transcript has 52 exons. NCBI's taxonomy places the organism in Eukaryota, Metazoa, Chordata, Aves, Coliiformes, Coliidae.